AUGUUUUGCAGAAGAAUUGGUGUUAUCGCUCUCCUGGGAGUAUUGGCACGUGGGUCGAAUGCUCAGAGCUCGAGCAUGGAUAUGUCGAGCUCCUCGAUGACAAUGGACAUGAGUUCAAGCAUGGAUAUGUCAAGCUCUUCAAUGACAAUGGAUAUGAGCUCUACCAUGGAUAUGUCAAGCACAUCGACGUCUACGCACAUGAGCUCUAGUAUGGACAUGUCAAGUUCCUCAACAAUGAUGGAAAUGAGUUCCGCGAUGAACUCCAUGACCAUGAGCUCUGAAUCGAGUUCAAUGUCAACCGGUUCUUCGAUGACAAUGGAUAUGUCUAGCACAUCCAUGAAUAUGGUCAUGAGUUCGACGAUGGCUUCUACCGCCACCAGCCCUGUCGUAUCGUCGUCCAGCACUUCGACGACUAUGGCUAUGGGAUCCGGGACCAGCACAAUGUCGAUGGACAUGUCUUCAAGUACUUCAACUAGCUCAAGCAUGGACAUGGAUAUGAAUAUGGCGAUGAAUUCCUAUCUCACACCAAAAUUCAAGGACUAUCCAGUUCUUUUUCAACAUUUGACCGCCAAAGAUAAAGGUGGAGCAUUUGGUAUUUUUGUUCUGAUUGUAGUCGUGGCCUUCGUUUAUAAGUUUUUGCUAUUCACCAGUUGGUGUUUAGAGGUGAAGUGGUUCAAGCAAUGGAAUCCCAAAGCAUCGAACCGGGAUGCCUCCAAUCCUCUUCAGGAAUCCUCUGACUCCUCUUCUCAAUUAACGGCUAAUAAUUAUGGGCAGGAUCUUGAAUUUCAAACACAGUUUUUGCCUAAGGUCCCAAACUUGUUCAUGGACUUUGCUUCUCCCUCAAGCAUAGAGCUUUCUCACGAUUUCAUUAGACUUUUGUUAACAUUCACGUCUACAAUGUUCAUUUACAUGCUGAUGCUUGUUACGAUGUCAUUUGUGCUAACGUAUGUUUUUGGUGUAAUCUUAGGAUUAGCACUUGCUGAGGUGUUCUUUAACAGAUGGAAGAUGUGUCUCAUCUCCAGAUGGAAUUUACAGAGAGAGAUCGAAAGAAGACGUAACUGUAAAGGCGGUAGCAGUUGCUUCUGUGGUCAACAUAGAGAGACCGAUCGCGAAGCUAGCGAUGGCGCAUCAGUCACUCCUGUCCCGACCACAAAAAUCCCAGGUGGAGGAUGCUGUUCGAAACAAAAGAGUGCAUCUGAUGAGCCACCUAUAUCUGACUGCUGUUGUGUGCCGGAAAAAGGUGAAGAGGAUGAAGCAAAAUGCGAUUGUGACAAUGACUCCAUAGCCGAAGAAGCCGAACAGGAACGCCAAGCCAUGGAAAUUUCAAACCAGAAAGAGCAGGCUGGCACUAUGGAUGUAAAUUUAACGCCUGCUGAGAAAUUUAUAUAA
This is a messenger RNA of Lachancea fermentati, 1389 nucleotides long. The record is from the annotation of a GenBank genome assembly. NCBI's taxonomy places the organism in Eukaryota, Fungi, Ascomycota, Saccharomycetes, Saccharomycetales, Saccharomycetaceae.